CGGGGAGCGGAGCCGGCUGGCGCCAUGGAGGAGCUGAGCAGCGUGGGCGAGCAGGUCUUCGCGGCCGAGUGCAUCCUGAGCAAGCGGCUCCGCAAGGGCAAGCUGGAGUAUCUGGUGAAGUGGCGAGGCUGGUCCUCCAAACACAACAGCUGGGAACCUGAAGAGAAUAUUCUUGAUCCAAGGCUGCUCCUUGCCUUCCAAAAGAAGGAACAUGAGAAAGAGGUGCAGAAUCGGAAGAGGGGCAAACGACCCAGAGGCAGGCCCAGGAAACAUGUGGAACCAGAGGUGCCUCCAAAAGUCAAGUCAAGUAGCUCCUCAUCCUCCACGUCUUCAUCUUCUUCCUCCUCUGAUGAAGAGGAUGAGAGUGACCUGGAGGCAAAGAGAGGUCCCCGGUGCAGAGAGACUCACCCAGUGCCACAGAAGAAAGCUCAGAUUUUGGUUGCAAAGCCGGAAAUAAAAGACUCUGUCAGGAAGAAGCGUGGGCGGAAACCUCUGCCUCCGGAGCAAAAGGCAGCCAGAAGGACCAUGAACCUGGCAAAGGUGCUGAAAACAACCCGAAAGGAGAUGGGUGGAGGUUCUAAACUGAUGGGGAAAUUGCAGCCCCAACACAAUGCUCAGGCCUCAGGUAUUGCUGUGCUUAAAUCUAAUGUGAAAGAGCCCCAAAGUGCACUGAGUGGGCUUGGUUCAGGGGGCUUAUCCACUGAGAACCUGCCCAAUAUGCUGAAGGGCCCCUCUGGGAGCCCAAGCCAUGGGAUCAGCUGGCAGAGUUCUAUCGUGCACUACAUGAACAGGAUGUCCCAAAACCAGAGCUUGGCAGAGGCCUCAGCCCCAGGGAGGCUGGCACUCAAGUCACAGGCAUCCACCAAGAGUAGCCUAGGACUGGACUUAAAAAUGAGAAACCAGAAAGGAGCUGGGGAGCCUGGGUUGAAUGUGCAAGGAUCCAAAGCAGCCAAGGCACUCGGCAGUGGUGCUGGAGGGGAUCAGAAAUCAGGCUUCACUGCUGGGGCUCAGAUCCUGCCCAACGGCAGCAAGGCACCUUUGAAUUCGCCUGCCCCAGGAAGCCAGCUGACUUCCAAUCAGGAGCUGAACCUUCAAGCUUUAAACUUACAGAGUAUCAAAAAUGGGCCAAAUUCAGCAGGUGACACCAGCCACCCUCGGCAUGUCUGUGGAACUGUGGCCAAAAGUUCUGGCGCCGCAGCUGUGAAUGUGGGGGCAGCCGCUGGCAAGGGCAGCGGGGUGGGCACAGUGCUGAAUAGACAAGACACAGGGCUGCCGCCAGGCAUGGAAACCUGCAAAAAUGAGAAACCAACGCAAAGAACAGCUGCUGGGGAAAGAGACAUGACAAAAAGUGGUGCCCCAUGUGCGCAAGAGGGGCACCCCACAACAGAGAACCACAAGCCGGCAGCCCUGUCUGAAAUGAGUACCGGCGAAGAGGAGACCAGCUCCGAUUCGGAUCGGGAUUCUGCCUCGUUUCCUGGUAUGGGCCAGAACAUGUCAGUCUCCAUCCAGACCAGCCAGGACUGGAAACCUACCCGCAGCCUGAUCGAACAUGUCUUUGUCACAGAUGUGACAGCCAAUCUGAUUACAGUGACCGUCAAGGAGUCUCCCACCAGUGUUGGGUUUUUCAAUCUUAGACAUUACUGACCCAGGAGGUACGAGGUGGGGGGAUGGGUUCCCGUAACCCCUUCUGAUGCCUCUUUCCCAUUGGCUUUACCUGAUUGUUUCAUUCGGUUUUUCUUCAAGUGAAUGCCAGAUGGCAAUGGGAUUUGGGGAGGCAAAAAUCAGGUGUCCCUGCCCCUAUAAGCAAUUGGCUAUUAAACAGCACUCCGGCUUCCCCCAACAAAGUGUUCUGCCAUUGCCGGUCAGCAAUGUUCUUGGUGGUUCACUGUAUCUGUGGAGGCUUCCUGGAGCCAAUAGAGAUUUUCUCUGAGGGCUGCGAGGAGUAGGAUACAAUGAAAUCUGUUAAGAGCUACCAAAGGGCAUUCUGUUUUUCUGACCGCUAUAGCAGAUGGCACCAGAGUAAGGCUAAUCCAGUGGUUCUCUGGUGGGGAUUAAGGCUGGCUGCUGAAAAGUGCUUAGCAAGUGACUGGCAAGCCAGGUUUCUCUGUGGUUGGAUUUCUUUGCUGUACAACUUGAAAUGUCAGAACACCAGGUACCUGCAACACCAGAACAUGCAAGUACCUGGACAGUUGGGGAGAGGGCUACGGGAUCAUGCAAUGUAACAGGCUAAAGCUUUUCCUUGAGAAAAAGUG
Chelonoidis abingdonii (Abingdon island giant tortoise) is the source of this 2252-nucleotide messenger RNA. RefSeq names its product chromobox 2 (gene CBX2). Lineage: Eukaryota; Metazoa; Chordata; Testudines; Testudinidae. Gene Ontology annotation, biological process: negative regulation of transcription by RNA polymerase II. The record is from RefSeq and is a predicted model, not a curated record. Gene Ontology annotation, cellular component: heterochromatin; PRC1 complex.